Messenger RNA from Paraphaeosphaeria sporulosa, 1601 nucleotides. RefSeq names its product short-chain dehydrogenase/reductase-like protein sdr. Gene Ontology annotation, molecular function: 3-beta-hydroxysteroid 3-dehydrogenase (NADP+) activity. The transcript is spliced from 2 exons. The coding region runs from base 342 to 1334 and encodes 330 amino acids. Gene Ontology annotation, cellular component: endoplasmic reticulum membrane; lipid droplet; mitochondrial outer membrane. Lineage: Eukaryota; Fungi; Ascomycota; Dothideomycetes; Pleosporales; Didymosphaeriaceae. The record is from RefSeq and is a predicted model, not a curated record.
GCUUUUCGACGACGUCGCUCGACUGUAGAGGAGUUUUCCUGAACCGAUGGCGAUGCGCAGAGCGAGAUGCAUAUGGUGCAGUCAAUCUAUCAGAAGCCGCCCGGGUUUAGCGCCACCUGGGCACUCCAGAGCCCACUUCCCCGCUUCAUCCAUGUGUACAGCGAGCGGCGUGGGUGCAUCUAAUUCCCGACGGUGAAAUCCUCAAAAUUAAUAAGAACGAAGGAUAUCAGGCACAUAUAUGGGAGUCUUCCACCUAGCUUAUUAAGACUCACGCUCUACUUUGACGCCGCAGGUGCUUUUCCCACUUCUUCCAGCGUCUCAGUUUGCACGCGUCCAUCACGAUGGCGGGUUCAGUUCUCAUCACGGGCGCAAACGGCUCCCUUGGCCUCGCACUUGUGUCCUACAUCCUCUCCACGUAUCCAGACCACACACUCCUCCUCACCGUCCGGAGCCCCUCAUCCAGCGACCCAAACACGACAAAGCUCCACGAGAUCAUCGCGAAACACCCCAAAGCCGAUGUGCGCAUCGAACUUAUCGAUUUAGCAUCUCUCAAAGAUGUCGCGUCAUAUGCUGAUGAAGUUGCUGCAUGCAUUCGACAAGGCCAAUACCCUAAACUCUCAGCCAUCAUCUGCAAUGCGAUGACGUGGUCGCUCAACGCUGGGGUGCAGUUCUCCAAGGACGGACUGGAGCUUACUAUGGCUGUAAACACGCUGUCACACUUCAAUCUGGUACUCAGGCUACUUGGCGAGAUGGAAGAGCGGGGACGUAUCGUAUUCUUGUCGAGUGAUUCACAUUGGCCCGGUAAAGCAGGGCUCGAAGUGUAUCCGCCCGUGAUCCCGGAGGAUUUGGAAAGUUUGGUUAAGUAUAAAAAAGAUGCUCCCGGGGAAGAAGCGGGAAGAGGUUUCUUGAGGUAUGGGCUGAGCAAAUUGGUGGGUGUGAUGCUGAUGUACGAGCUGAAUCGGCGACUGCAGAAGCAAAAGACGCUGUCAAGCAUUUGCGUCCUGGCAGUCGAUCCAGGAGGUCUUCUUGACUCACGCGUAUUCGCGCAGGCAGAUGUUCCCCUUUUAUGGUGUGUUCUUAUCAAUAUAGCGCGCUUCCUCCAGCCUCUCUGGAGGCGGUUCAAUCCCAGAAUGAACACCAGCGCUGGUGCAGCAAGAGAUGUUGCUGACUUGGCGGUUGCGGACGAACUUGCUGGCAAGGAAGGGCAUUUCCUGUUCAGAGAUGAAGAUGAGAGUUCGCCGGCUAGCUACGAUGAAGAGAUGCAGGGACGGUUGUUCGUCAAGAGCGUAGAGUGGUGCAUGAUUAGGCAGGAGGAUACGGUGCUACCUCUAUGAUAGCUGGACGAAAUAUCACACAGGAGGAGCCCUGAGUGGGAAGACCGAGAGGACGGAUCGAUGACCCCUCACUGGAGCUAGUUUCUAAAGCUGAAGUCUCCUCAACUGUCGCCGUUCUCCAAGGUUGUGCUUGUCGUCUCACAUAAAACCACAGCCCUCACCUUCCCCCGUACAAUGCAAGCUUCCUCACGCGCAGCGAUCCUAGUGGCCGCAUCUGGCUCCGAAAUAAUGCCAAAGAAGGUCUGGAAGGAUGCCUCGUCCGGGAGG